This is a messenger RNA of Aplysia californica (California sea hare), 4854 nucleotides long. RefSeq names its product activin receptor type-1. Gene Ontology annotation, molecular function: activin receptor activity, type I; activin binding; ATP binding. The transcript is spliced from 11 exons. Gene Ontology annotation, cellular component: plasma membrane; activin receptor complex. The record is from RefSeq and is a predicted model, not a curated record. Bases 262 to 1776 code for a protein of 504 amino acids. Gene Ontology annotation, biological process: protein phosphorylation; nervous system development; cellular response to growth factor stimulus. NCBI's taxonomy places the organism in Eukaryota, Metazoa, Mollusca, Gastropoda, Aplysiida, Aplysiidae.
ACACACUCUCAGUUCCUCGUUUUCUGGCAUGGUUAGCAGUGCUAGUAUCGUUUUGGAUAGCAACAACAUUUGGGGAAAAGAAGGAAGACAGAGAGAAAGAGAGACGUGCUCCAAGUAUCCUUCUGAUCUUACCAUCUCCACAUUCAACAGUGCUUAUGUCCGAGUAAAUCAGGCUGUGCUAUACUACAAACAACAUCGCUGCCUCGUCCGUCUGACGUCUUCUGUGUGUUCUGGGGCGGGCCGGCGUACUCUAGCACCAACAUGUCGGACCCCGACAAGAAACAAGAGAUCCAGUGCGUGUGUGACCCACCCACUUGUAGCCAGGCUAACCACUGCAAUACCACGGGAAAGUGCUAUGCGUACGAGGACCCCAUCACCAAACAUGUGGUGCGGAACUGCUUCCUGGAGGACCAGUCGGCCCUCAACUGCAAGUCCAAGAUGUCCAAGUACAGCGCCUUCAAGUGCUGCGACACCAACCUGUGCAACCAACACCUACAACCUACGCUGCCCUCCGUCGUCGGGGGAGAGGGAGGAGACGAUACUCUGGACUCAACAUCCAUCAUCAUUGCAUCUGCAGCCGGUGUCUUACUCUUAUGUGUUGUCGUGUUCUUCAUCAUUGUGUUGAUCCAGCGACACUUGCGCAAGCGCAGAGAGCGCAGCCUUUUCAUGGCUCCCGAGGCCAGACUUCUGGAGGAAGACUUGUCAGGGAAAGGCUACCAGGAUCAAUGGUCAGCUGGCAGUGGUUCCGGUCGGCCAACACUGGUGCGUCGGACAGUAGGCCAACACAUCACCUACAAGGAGAGGAUAGGUAAGGGUCGGUUUGGUGCUGUGUGGCGCGGCGUCUGGCUUGACGAAGAUGUGGCAGUAAAAGUCUUCACCUCCCUGGAGGAGACCAGCUGGAACCAGGAGACGGAGAUCUACAACACGGGGAUGCUGCGACACGAGAACAUCCUGGGCUACUACGCCUCCGACACGGUGGGCAUGAACUCCUGUACGCACAAUCUACUCAUAGUGCACUAUCACGAGAACGGCUCCCUUUACGAUUACCUGCAGUGCAGCGAUAUUGACAUGGAGGAGAUGCUGAUCCUUGCACACUCAGCCUCAGCGGGCUUGGCACAUCUACACACGGAGAUCAAGGAGGGCACUGGGAGACACGGGAAGCCAGCUAUAGCGCACAGAGACAUAAAGACGAAAAAUAUCCUGGUGAAGUCCAAUGGCCAGUGCUGUAUUGGGGACCUGGGUCAUGCAGUGCGUGGUGAUGUCAAGUUGGAUGCUGCCCCUGAGAAACUGCUUGUGGGCACCAAACGCUACAUGGCGCCUGAGGUUCUUAACAAGGAGCUGAAGCCUGAUUUCUUUGAGUCCUUCAAGUAUGUGGAUGUCUACGCUUUUGGCCUGGUCAUGUGGGAGAUUGCGCGGAGAGCAAGGCCUUUUGCGGAAGAGUACCGGGUGCCGUUCUGGGACGUGGUGCAGGCUGACCCCAGCUUUGAGGAGAUGAGGCAGGUGGUGGGCGUCCAACAACAGAGGCCCCCGAUACCGAACAAAUGGUCCAAGGAACCACUGAUGUGCGAGACAGCGAAGCUGAUGCGGGAAUGCUGGGCACAGAACCCCAAGGUUCGGCUGACCAUCCUGAGGGUGAAGAAGAACCUGUACUCUAUGCUGAAGUCGACGAGCCGAGAACAUGCGGAGAAGGUGGAGAAACUCUCGCCUAAGAUCCUGGACAGCAGCAGCAGUGCUAGCAGCUCACGGAACAACUCAGUCAACACAAACUGCAGCUGAGGGGGAUUCUUUCUCUCUCUCUUUCUUUCUUUCUUUCUUUCUCUCUCUCUCUCACACGUCGUGAGAACAGUGUGGCAUGUGUUGUUUCGCUCCUGUGAUGGGCUCCAUUCUAUACACAGAUUAACUUGUGAUAGAGGAAGACGUAGAUCUGAGUUGAAAAGCGUUGGGGUCGCCUGGAGUGUUGCUUGUUGAGUGCUGCUCUGUUGCCAUUGGAAAACACCAUGUCCAUUUUUCUAAUGUGGAGAUGAGGGAAGAAUUCGAAUGGGAGAGGAAGGUAUUGGAAUAAUUGACUCAAGCGUGUUGUUGUCUUUGCUUGUGGAGGAGGAGGUGAUGCAUAGUGAGUUGACAAAUACACAUAGCUUCUGAACAGACUGAAGAGAAUCAUACUAGUACCUGGUGAGAAAACCGACUUUGUUGGGUUGUUGGAAAAGAGCAGGUCAACAGAUACGGGAAAGGGAAUGUAAGUGAAUGCUCAGAGCUCAAAACCCCUGUGGUUGUGUGUUCGAGCUGCCCGUACGUGGGAGAAGGGGAAGUGGAGCUUGUUGGUCUGGAACUUUAUGAGAUGGAGGAAAUGUGUUUCCAUUAUUAUAGAAUCACAGUGUUGCUUUCUGUUGGAGACCUUCUACAAUGGGACGUAGAAAUUCUGAGAGAAGAUGUGGAUAACUCAGAUGGGCGAAACGAACAUAUUGAUUGGCAGCGGUUUACCGUGGACUGCUGUUGAGAACUCUCUAAACGUUUCCUAACGGAGACCCCCUGUGUUUCACUUUGCCCUUUCUUUUCUCAGACUCAGUGUGAUGAACCUUGAACUUUGACCUGUGAGACAUUAGGAAUGUUGUUUUUCUUUGUGUGGAAAAGUGUAAUGGUUAGUGACUUUGUUUGGAAAUGAGCAGAAUGUGGGGAGUGGUCAGGGCAAGAAUUGAGACUGUUUGCACAGAGUACACUGAAAAAUUGUAUGUGCUCAGAGGAUAUGUGAGAUGAUAAGCAAAUUGAGGGGCUGAAUUGUGAGAGGAUUAGCAAAUUGAGUGGCUGAAAUGUGAGAUGAUUAGCAAAUUUAAUGGCUGACAAUACUGAAAGCUCAGGUUUUAUCUUGUGGUGUCUGUCAUGUGACGCACAGUACAGUGGUACCUUCUAUCACUAAAAUCUGAGGAGUGGAAGUCUGCAGAUAUAGUUAUGGAUAUGUGUGUGUGUGUGUUUGUGUAUUGUGUGUGUGUGUGUGUGUGUGUGUGUGCAUGCGCAUGUGCAGCAGAGAGAGAUAAGUGGUCAGAGAGACAGGUAGACAGACUGACAAAUUGAGAGAGAAGAAAGAGAAAGGAAAAGUGAAAACAUGACAGUACACUUGUGUUAACCCAUACUUGCCUUUCAUAAAACUUCUGUUGGCAUGUAGGCUACUGCCUCCAAUCUAUUUGCCAUUGCCCUGCACAAAUCAAACAUCCCUCGCCCAACACAAUUUAUGGCCCAACUAAAUAACACUUUCUCCCUCCCUUUCUCUUUUCCCACCAUUUGUGCAUUCAAUUAAGCAUGUGUUACACUACUAAUGGGCCAAUUGUUAAUCAAAUGCAAAAAUACAUAGAUGAAGGAUGGAAUACUUUUAAGUAGUCACAGUUCGGUUUGUGUGUCACCCCUUCACCCAAAAACAACCACGGCUACGCAUACACUAAUAACCUCUCUCUCUCUCUCUCUCUCUCUCUCUCUCUCUCUCUCCUCUUUCAGUUGGUAUUUCACUUUGUCUACCUUGCUGUUUGGUUUUAGUUUUAUAAGUGAAAGUGCGGAAGAAAGUUGUGUUUUUUCGUCCCUAGUGCCAAACUGAGAUUUUUAAAAAGUUGGGACUUUUUAUGAUAUUGGGGACAUGGUUUAUGUGCAGAGAUUCAUGAACUAAUGCCAUGGCAUCAGUCAAUUUACUUCUGAUUGUCUGUCUGUCUCUCUUUCCCUUUCAGCAGUUGUGAAUCCUUCUAUUGUACAUGAUGUGUGGCUUUAUUGUUCCUUACGUUGUUUGAUUCUCUCUCUGAACUCAUCAGCAUUGUGUAAAGUUUUCAUUAUUGUAAAAGAAAUACCAGCAGCAUAUUCUGAUAAACCGACUGUUCAUAAGCAAAUUGUGGACCUGAUAUUUAGUGGCUUUUUGUUCACAAUGUUCUUUAGAUAGACGGAGAAGAGCUUUGUAUGCACAGCACGUUAGAAGAGUUUACAAAAGAUAAUUAUUUCUAUUUUAAUGUUUUCCUUUUAACUAGUAGCUGUAGCCCCUUUUGCUCAUUGUUUUUUUUAACCUAGCAGGAAAUUGCGAUGUGACUUGGACUGUUCUCCAGAAGAUUAAAUCUUCAAAAUGUAUAUGUAGAAGACUGGCAGUUAAAUGAUCACCUAAUAUCAGUGAAUGAGCUUGCUCAGGACAGCUAAAUGUGAAGUCUAGAGAUUUUUCUUUCUUAGCUAGAAUAUGACUAGAAAGACCAUUUGCAAAAUUUCCAGCCACUUGGCAAGCAGUACAGGUCCCUGGGUAGGCUACUUGUCUAUUGAAAUUUGUUGUUGUUGUAAAACACCUUUUUUUUAGCUGCAUGAUGAGGGAUAAGGUUCCUCUUUUAUUUGGUAUCUUUAUAAUAGUAUCUAGUGAGAAAGUAACAGGGACACUGGAAAUGUUACCGUAGUAGAGUUGUAAUUGUAAACCUUGAUGGCUUGAUGGCAAAUUAAGAUGUGUACCUCUGUCUUUUGAUGCUCUUACUCUUAGACUGAGACUGUAUCUGGUUAGCUGUCUCUCUGGUCAGCUUGUAAUGAAAAUGGCGUUUCAAUCACCCCGGUGCAGCUGAAUAGAUUGACAUAACACAGACUACACCUCUUGCUGCUCUAAUCUGUGCCGCAUAACAUACAUUUAUUUUUCUAAAGUAGUACAGUAUUCGCAGGUCUUUUUCACAAAUAAAUAGUGGACAUAGGCUUGAUAGAUAAGGACAGCACCUCAAAGAGAUGAUAUGACACUCAGUAAAUCAAGUUGUGAGGCUGUUUCUAUUUUGCAAACAUUGUUUGAUGUAUUACAGAUGAUUAUAUUUUGUGUCUGCCUUCAUUUGAUUUGAGUAAGAUUAAAAAAUAAAAGAAAAA